This is a messenger RNA of Exserohilum turcica Et28A, 1524 nucleotides long. RefSeq lists its product as uncharacterized. Gene Ontology annotation, cellular component: membrane. Gene Ontology annotation, biological process: transmembrane transport; carbohydrate transport. The transcript has 3 exons. The record is from RefSeq and is a predicted model, not a curated record. Bases 1 to 1524 code for a protein of 507 amino acids. NCBI's taxonomy places the organism in Eukaryota, Fungi, Ascomycota, Dothideomycetes, Pleosporales, Pleosporaceae. Gene Ontology annotation, molecular function: carbohydrate:proton symporter activity.
AUGAAGGAUGCGGAUAUCGUUGGCCACGCCAUUGCGGACGUGCUACCGCAGACGGACAAGUACUGGUUCCAGAUUCCGCACUUGCGGCGCCUGAAUCUGAUCUUGCUGGUGCCACUGCUGUCGUCGGCGGUUGCAGGAUAUGAUGGCUCGUUGAUGAAUGGCCUUCAGUCUCUUCCGCAGUGGCAGGAAUACUUUGGAAAACCGACCGGCGCCCUUCUUGGACUUGUUAAUGCAGCGCAGUCUGCUGGUUCGGUGGCUGUGUUGCCUUUUGUCGGCAUGCUGUCUGAUCGUUACGGGCGACGUAUUGUCCUGCUUAGCGGUCUUAUUGGCGUCAUCGUCGCAACAAUCAUACAAGCGACCGCGACGACCCUGGCACAAUUCAUCGUCUCCAGGGCUGUCGUUGGUGCGGCGGGUAUGUUCGUUGUUCAGCCGUCGCCAAUGUUGAUUGCGGAGCUGGCAUAUCCCACGCACCGGGGCAAAUACACCAGUGCCUUCUGGACCAUGUAUUAUCUCGGUGCCAUCCUGGCAGCAUGGACAACGUUCGGGACCCAGGUCUACCCUGGUAAUUGGAGCUGGAGAAUACCAACUAUCCUGCAGGCGGGCUAUCCACUGAUCCAGCUCGCCUUCUUCUGGACAUUGCCGGAAUCUCCCAGAUGGCUCGUAGCACAAGAGCGCAACGACCAAGCACGCGAAAUCCUGGCACGGUACCAUGCUGGCGGCGACGAGCACAGCCCUUUGGUUACACGGGAAAUGAGUGAAAUCGUCUCUGCCAUUCGACAGGAAAGUGCAGCAAAGUCGAUACAAUGGUCAGCGCUCAUCGCAACUCCUGGAAACCGGAAGCGACUCUUCCUUGCCGUAUGCGUGGGUGGAUUCGCCCAAUGGAACGGUAUCGGCGUGGUAUCGUACUACUUAACGCUAGUCUUGGACUCGAUCGGUAUAACAGAUGCAUUCAUGCAGACGCUCAUCAAUGGUCUCUUGCAGAUAUUCAACUUUGCUGCAGCUGUGAGCGCAGCACUCCUCGUCGACCGACUGGGGCGACGCACCCUUUUCCUGUGGAGUGGUAUCGGCAUGCUGAUUUCGUACAUUGUCUGGACAGCAUGCUCGGCUGUAAAUAACCAAGAGAACAACAAAGCGGCAGGAUACGUGGUGGUUGUGUGUCUCUUCAUCUUUUAUUUCCACUACGACAUCGCAUACACACCGCUCUUGAUGAGCUACCCGACAGAAAUCUUUACUUAUAGCCUCCGGUCCAAGGGCAUCAGCUGCGAGCUCAUCUCCAUCUACGUCUCCUUGGUCAUCCAGGCAUUCGUCAACCCGAUAGGGAUGGAGAACCUCAGGUGGAGGUACUACAUAGUCUUUUGUUGUCUGCUGCUUGUCUUCUUAGGCGUUACGUAUUUCUUCUUUCCCGAAACAAAAGGUCGCAGUCUUGAGGAAAUUGCCGAGAUUUUUGACGGACCGGGAGCAUCGCCUGACGCCGACCUUGUCAAGAAGGAGGACUUUGGCAAGCAGCAUAUCGAGGUGGUUUAA